Molecule: messenger RNA, 582 nt
Organism: Homarus americanus (American lobster)
Lineage: Eukaryota; Metazoa; Arthropoda; Malacostraca; Decapoda; Nephropidae
Product: protein GVQW3-like
Exons: 1
Coding region: 1-582 (193 amino acids)
Molecular function (GO): nucleic acid binding
Source: RefSeq, a predicted model, not a curated record
AUGAAGGAUCUUAAAGAGCAACGUGUUUGUGUGAAAUUUUGUUUCAAAUUGGGAAAAACUUUUAAGGAGAAUUUUCAAAUGUUGCAACAGGCUUAUGGGGAGGAUUGUUUGAGCCGUACACAAUGUCACGUGUGGUACCAGUGUUUCAAAUGGGGAAGAACAUCCACCGAAGACGAUCCCAUAUCUGGACGGCCUUCCACGUCAACGGACGGCGAUCACGUUGAGAAAGUGCGUGCUGUGAUCCAUGAAAAUCGUCGCCUGACUGUCCAUGAAGUUUCUGAAGAAGUAGGCAUCUGUGAAAGUUCGUGCCACACGAUUUUAACCAAAGAACUGAAGAUGCAUCGUGUUGCCGCAAAAUUUGUGCCACGUCUGCUGACAUAUGAGCAAAAGGAGAACCGUGUCACAGUCAGUCAGGAGCUGUUUGAUCGUUCGAAUGCUGAUGAAAACUUUCUGAAAAAUGUCAUAACAGGUGAUGAAACGUGGGUGUACAGCUACGAUGUCGAGACAAAAGGCAGUAGUCGCAGUAGGUUGGAACAUCGUCGCCAUGACCAAAAAAAGCAAGUCAGAGUCGCUCAAAUGUGA